AUGGUUAUAAAGUUAAUAUUUGGUGAUAGUAUACAAAGCGGCUAUGGCUAUAGAAAACGUGGAUGUGUGGCCGUUUUAGAGGAGACAGUGAUUGCAGAUAAUUGGCAUAUGGCAAAGUGGGGUAAGAAUGACGAUGCUGGUGACAUUGGCAUGGGACCAUUCUUCAAGCUUUUUCUCCACGCAGUCCAAGACACAUGCGCCAAUUCAAUCAAUACUAACUCACUCUCAAGUGUGGAAUCAAACUAA
This is a messenger RNA of Sphenostylis stenocarpa, 246 nucleotides long. NCBI's taxonomy places the organism in Eukaryota, Viridiplantae, Streptophyta, Magnoliopsida, Fabales, Fabaceae. The record is from the annotation of a GenBank genome assembly.